AUGUUGUCGGUAGUAAAGUUCCUGGUUGCUACUCAUGGCAUAGCGUUGGGCUGGGGCAAGGCAAUUGACCUCGGCGCUAACGACCAACAACACUCCCCAGAAGCUCGAUGGAUCACGCAGUCUUACCGCGUCGGGGAAAGCUUCACCUACGACUCGGACAUGCUUGCCAUCACCAAGAUCUCUGAAGCCAGUAACGUCAGUCCGAUCAUAGUGACCUCAACGCUGUAUAUUUCUGUGUAUCACGGCACCACAGACGAAUCCGCCCACCCCACCGCCACAUCAAUGUACGAUGAUGAGGGUGUCGUGGCUGUGGCGAUCAGCACCAGCAGCGGAGCUACGUCGUUGAUCGACGUAUCUUUUACCGAUAGUCAUGUGACCCCACCUAGUACAGCAUCCACAAAGACGCAUAGCAGUGCUUCUUCGACAAGCAGCGCUACUGCAGACUCGCAGACAUGGGUGGAUGCUCACAAUAGACCUCGAAGUCAAUAUGGAGCUGCGAAUCUUGUCUGGGAUGAUCAACUGGCAGUCGUCGCUCAACAGCAUGCUAACUUGUGCAACAAAGAGCACACCAAAGCGGCCGAAAACCUCCAGUGGGGUUCCGCUGCAUACAAUUGGAACAAGCCAGGGUAUUCAGAAGCUACUGGUCAUUUUACCCAGGUUGUGUGGAAGGAUACCAAGCGUGUUGGUUGCUACAUUGCCCAAUGUCCCCAAGGCUCAGUAGUCGAUGAAAAGUACACUACGAGCUUCCAGACAGCAUGCGAGUAUGAUCCCGCGGGAAAUUAUGUCAAUGAAGGGGAGUUUGCGCAGAAUGUUGGAAAACUUGUUAGCUAA
Molecule: messenger RNA, 831 nt
Organism: Cryptococcus wingfieldii CBS 7118
Lineage: Eukaryota; Fungi; Basidiomycota; Tremellomycetes; Tremellales; Cryptococcaceae
Exons: 8
Coding region: 1-831 (276 amino acids)
Cellular component (GO): extracellular region
Source: RefSeq, a predicted model, not a curated record